This is a messenger RNA of Synchiropus splendidus (mandarinfish), 5110 nucleotides long. RefSeq names its product DNA topoisomerase II alpha (gene top2a). Gene Ontology annotation, cellular component: nucleus. NCBI's taxonomy places the organism in Eukaryota, Metazoa, Chordata, Actinopteri, Syngnathiformes, Callionymidae. Gene Ontology annotation, biological process: sister chromatid segregation; resolution of meiotic recombination intermediates; DNA topological change. The record is from RefSeq and is a predicted model, not a curated record. The transcript has 35 exons. Gene Ontology annotation, molecular function: ATP binding; DNA binding; DNA topoisomerase type II (double strand cut, ATP-hydrolyzing) activity. Bases 115 to 4875 code for a protein of 1586 amino acids.
AUUUGCUAACGGCGGUGCUAGUUCACUGUUGUGUUGCGUAUCUCUGUCAGGUUAUGCUAGAGUAGGUGUCAGUCUUUUAUUCGGGCAAAUAAGCACCAAGUGAUAUCGGCAGCAAUGGACGGUCCACUGAAGGGCGUCUUUGAAAAUAAGACCGUCGAAAAGACAAAGAAGGAUCCCAAACGACUGUCUGUGGAGAGGAUUUAUCAAAAAAAGACUCAGUUGGAGCACAUUUUGCUCCGACCGGACUCCUACAUUGGAUCUGUUGAGACUGUCACGCAGCAAAUGUGGGUGUAUGAUGAAGAUGUUGGGUUGUGCUGCCGUGAGGUGACUUUUGUGCCUGGGCUGUACAAAAUUUUUGACGAAAUCCUUGUGAAUGCAGCUGACAACAAGCAGAGAGAUCCGAGCAUGACAUGCAUCAAAGUCAAAAUUGAUGUUGAGAACAAUACAGUCAGUGUGUGGAACAAUGGAAAGGGCAUUCCGGUUGUGCAGCACAAAGUGGAGAAGGUUUAUGUCCCGGCUCUCAUCUUUGGACAGCUGCUUACUUCUAGUAACUAUGAUGACAAUGAGAAGAAAGUCACAGGUGGACGUAAUGGGUACGGUGCAAAGCUUUGUAACAUUUUCAGCACGAAAUUCACCGUGGAGACGGCCUGUAAAGAAUCGAAGAAAUGUUUCAAACAGACGUGGUAUGACAACAUGGGUAGGACUGGAGAGCCUACCAUCAAACCUUUUGAUGGUGAGGAAUAUACGUGCAUCACCUUCUGCCCAGAUCUGCCCAAGUUUAAAAUGACCGUCCUGGACAAAGAUAUAGUGGCUCUGAUGACCAGGAGGGCCUACGACGUUGCUGGAUCUUCAAAGGGUGUCCGUGUGUUUUUCAAUGGCACCAGGUUGCCUGUAACUGGUUUCCGCAGCUACGUUGACAUGUAUUUGAAAAACAACAUGAACGAAAUAGGCCAAGACCUAGAAGUGGUUCAUGAGGUAGUCAACAACCGCUGGGAAGUUUGCCUCACUAUGAGUGAGAAAGGAUUCCAGCAAGUCAGCUUCGUCAACAGCAUUGCUACCACCAAGGGUGGAAGACAUGUUGACUAUGUGGUGGAUCAGGUGGUGACCAAGCUCAUUGAUGUGGUUAAGAAGAAAAACAAAGCUGGCGUGACAGUCAAGCCUUUCCAGGUGAAGAGCCACAUGUGGCUGUUCGUGAACUGCCUGAUUGAGAACCCCACUUUUGACUCGCAGACGAAGGAGAACAUGACUUUGCAGCAUAAAAACUUUGGAUCCACAUGUCCUUUGAGUGACAAGUUUAUUAAACAGGCCGUGUCAUGUGGGAUUGUGGAAAGUAUCAUGAACUGGGUCAAGUUCAAGGCUCAAACAGAGCUAAACAAAAAGUGCUCGGCUGUCAAACAAACUAAAAUCAAAGGAGUGCCAAAGCUGGAUGAUGCUAAUGAUGCAGGUGGGAGGAAUUCCAUCAACUGCACGCUGAUCCUCACUGAGGGAGACUCGGCCAAGACACUGGCUGUGUCUGGGCUGGGUGUGGUCGGUCGGGAUCGGUACGGCGUCUUUCCCCUCCGGGGUAAAAUGCUGAACGUCCGAGAAGCUUCGCACAAACAGAUUAUGGAGAAUGCUGAGAUCAACAGCCUCAUUAAGAUCAUUGGCCUCCAGUACAAGAAGAACUACACUGAUCCUGAAUCCCUCAAGUCCCUUCGAUAUGGGAAAAUAAUGAUCAUGACAGAUCAGGAUCAGGAUGGCUCCCACAUUAAGGGCCUUGUCAUCAACUUCAUCCAUCACAACUGGCCCUCACUGCUGCGCCACAACUUCCUGGAAGAGUUCAUCACUCCCAUCAUCAAGGUGUCACACAAGAAAACACAGCUGUCAUUCUACAGCAUCCCUGAGUUCAAUUCUUGGAAGGACAAGACACCAAACUUCAGAUCUUGGAAAGUAAAGUACUACAAAGGUUUGGGAACUAGCACAGCACAAGAGGCCAAGGAGUAUUUCUCCGAUAUGGAGAGACAUCGAAUUCCAUUCAAGUACACAGGACCUCAAGAUGAUGAAGCUAUCACCCUUGCCUUUAGUAAGAAAAAAAUUGAGGAGAGGAAAGAGUGGCUGACUAACUUCAUGAACAACAGGCGUCAAAGGAGGGAGCACAAUCUUCCUGAGGACUAUCUCUAUGGCGAAGUAACAGAUAAUAUAUCUUACGAUCAAUUCGUCAACAAGGAGCUGGUUCUUUACUCAAACUCUGACAACGAGCGCUCCCUUCCUUGCCUUGUUGAUGGGUUGAAGCCCGGCCAAAGGAAGGUGCUGUUUUGUUGCUUCAAGAGAAAUGACAAAAGGGAAGUCAAAGUGGCUCAACUGGCUGGGUCUGUGGCCGAGAUGUCUGCCUACCACCAUGGAGAGACUUCACUGAUGAUGACCAUCGUUGCCUUGGCCCAGAACUUUGUUGGAAGCAACAACUUGAACCUGCUGCAGCCUUUGGGUCAGUUUGGAACCCGACUGCACGGUGGCAAGGAUUCUGCCAGUCCUCGAUACAUCUUCACGAUGCUCAGCCCUCUGGCUCGCCUUCUUUUCCCACCGGUGGACGACAAUCUGCUCACCUACAACUUUGAUGAUAACCAGCGUGUGGAACCAGAGUGGUACAUACCCAUCAUCCCCACUGUUCUGGUGAAUGGUGCUGAUGGUAUCGGCACAGGUUGGGCCAGCAAAAUCCCCAACUAUGACAUCAGGGAGAUUGUCAACAACAUUACCCGCAUGCUUGAUGGAGAGGAGCCCCUGCCCAUGCUGCCAAGUUACAAAGGCUUCAAAGGUUCAAUUGAUCAGGUGAUGGAAAAUCAGUACAUGAACAAUGGAGAGAUUGCUGUCAUUGAUUCCACCACAAUCGAGAUCUCUGAGUUGCCUGUUAAAACCUGGACGCAGAACUACAAGGAGAACGUUAUUGAGCCGAUGCUGACUGGCUCAGAGAAAACGCCUGCUCUGAUCACAGACUACAAGGAGUACCACACCGAUGCCACAGUGCGCUUCGUAAUCACAAUGACUGAAGACAGGCUGAAAGAGGCGGAGUCAACUGGACUUCAUAAAGUUUUUAAGCUGCAAACUCCACUCACUUGCAAUUCCAUGGUUUUGUUCGACCAUGUGGGCAGUCUGAAGACGUACCGUACAGUGAACGAAAUCCUUGAGGAGUUCUUCAAGCUGAGGAUGAAGUUCUACGGCAUGAGGAAAGAAUGGCUGAUCGGCAUGCUGGAGUCAGAGUGUGCCAAACUCACCAACCAGGCUCGGUUCAUCCUGGAGAAAAUCGAGGGCACAUUGAUCAUUGAAAACAAGCCCAAAAAAGAGCUGAUCCGCAUGCUGCAGGCCAUGGGCUACGCUUCAGACCCAGUCAAAGCCUGGAAAAAGUCUCAUAAUAAGAAUGAGGAGGUGGAGCAAAAUGAGCUGAAUGAAGAGGAAGCUGAGGACAAUGACGGCCCAGACUACAACUACCUGCUGAACUUGCCUAUGUGGUAUUUGACCAAAGAGAAGAAGGAGGAGCUGUGCAAGCAGAGAGACAGCAAGAGGACGGAGCUGAAUGCACUGACCUCCAAAUCCCCAAAGGACCUUUGGAAGGAGGAUCUUCAUGCCUUCUCUGUGGAACUUGAGAGGGUGGAGGCUCAAGAACUGGAGGAUGCACAGCUACCCACAGUGAAGGCUCGCGGAAAAGGCAAGGCAACAAAGAUCAAAGUCAAACAGGAGACACUACCAACUCCACAGGGCCGCCGCAUUGUCCCACGCAUCACCAGUGCCAUGAAGGCUGAAGCAAAUAAAAAGGCUGGCAAGAAGGGAGAAGGCAAAGUGAGAAAAAUGAAGACUGAGAAAGUUGUUGUCAAAAUGGAGUUUGGAGAUGAAGGGGACGAGGGGGAAAGUGAACAGCCAGAGGAAGAGAUGGGCCUGUCCUCACGACUGAACAAGAAAACCAAAGGUCUGCGCAAAGAGAACGCCGCCGCCUCCAAGACAAGCAAGCAGACCACUCUGCAGUUCAAGGCUGUCUCCAAGAAGCCAAAACUGGAGGCCAGGUCUGCCGAGUCUGCCGAGUCUGCCCAGUCCUCUGAAAGUGACAUGGAGGUGGACGAGGUUGUCGUCCCCAAAGCGCGAGUGGAGCGCAGAGCCAAAGCUCCAGUGAAGUAUAUGUCAGACAGUGAGGAUGAGUUUGAUGACUGGACCACCACGGCACCCAAACGGAGAGCCGUCUUGAGUGAUGACAGCUUCGCCCCUGAGGCUGUUAUGGACAGUGAUUUGGACUCUCCUCCGCCGAAAAAAAUGGUGAAGAGCAAGUCUGCAGUGAGAAAACCGUCAAAGGAAAGCUCCUCCUCUCAUGCUGAUGAGCCAGAGCCACUCCCCAAACCUGCGGCGCCCAGUAAAGCCAAGGCAGCCCCCAAGAAAACGGCCGCAGUGAAAAAAGCGUCCGCUUCGCCUAAGAAGAAGGCUGCAGCUAAAAAAACCGGCGCUUCGCCUAAGAAAGCGGCUGCCAAGAAACCAGCUGUCAGGAAAACUGCUGCCUCCAAGAAGACUGCAGAUGUAAAGCAGCAGUCCAUCCUGGAGGCUUUGUCCAAACCCAAAUCGUCCACCACCACGUCCAAAAGGGCUCUGUCCUCCAGCGACUCGCAGAGUGAAGCCGAAGUCAGGCCCAAACCUGUGGUGAAAAGGAAGCAGCUGAGUGAUGACUCGGACAGUAGCUCAGAUGACCUCAUGUCCCGCCUCAAAGCCAAAACCGCUGGCAAAAAGAUGACUACCAAGUGGAAUCUGGACGACAGCUUCAAGAUUUCUGACGACGAAUCUCCAGUUGUGCCUCAGGCUAACAAACCGUCCCGUGGCAAGAAGCCACUCAGCUAUUUCUCUGACUCUGAUGAAGAGGAGUGAAUGGUCAAGCCAUUGAUUCACAUGUUAACUGAAGAGUUUUAGUGCGUUGUUUUUACUGUUGUGGCACUUGUUCCUAAAAAAAAAAAAGUUUUAAAAGUUGGGGAAAAAAAGCAAACGGCAUUGCAUCCGGCUUUUAAUCUGUUCUUAUUGCAUGUAGUGUGUUCCACUUGUUGGUUGUGUAAAUAUUUCUGUGGCUGUUCAAUUUCUACUUUCCUUAAUAAAGACAUUGUUCCUA